AUGACUACCUCAAACGGCCAUGCCUCGAAAUCUCAGCAGGCGACACAACGCCGCAUCGAAUACCAUGAGGCCGACAUUGUGAUCGUCGGUGCUGGUAUUUUGGGUUGCGCUCUGGCCGUCGCCCUCGGAAGACAAGGAAGAAGUGUUCUACUUUUGGAGAGUUCCAUGAAGGAGCCCGAUCGCAUUGUUGGCGAACUGCUACAACCCGGUGGCGUGCAAGCUUUGGAACAACUCGGCCUGCUCGAUUGCCUCGAUGAGAUCGACGCGAUUCAAGUUAAGGGUUAUUAUGUUACGUUUCACCAUGGCCGCUUCGUGAUGAAAUUAAGGGAGGCGGCGCUCGACUGCCCCAACGUCACGGUCGUUGAGACCACAGCAACUGCUCUCGUGACCUCUUCUACAAACCCUUCACAGGUUCUUGGUGUAGAGUGCAUCACCAAUGAUCUCAAGGACUGCUACUUCGCCCAGCUCACCGUCGUCGCCGAUGGCUACGCCUCCAAAUUCCGCAAAACGCACCACCCAUACACCCCCAAGCGCCGUUCAAAGUUCUGGGGCCUCGAAAUGAUCGAUGCGCAACUCCCUUCUCCCUACUACGGCCACGUCCUUCUCAGCGACUGUCCACCCGUCCUCAUGUACCAGAUUGGCACCCACGAGACUCGCAUCCUGAUCGAUAUCCCUGAUAAUUUGCCCGCCGCUUCUGUAAAGAACGGCGGAGUUAAAGGCUAUAUGAAAAACACUGUUCUCCCUUCUCUUCCCGAAGCAACUCAGCCCGCUUUCGCGGCUGCCCUCGAAAAAGGCAACUUGCGGUCGAUGCCGAACUCCUUCCUCCCGCCUUCAACCAAUAAGACGCCUGGUAUGAUGAUCUUGGGCGAUGCGCUGAAUAUGCGACACCCUCUGACUGGUGGCGGAAUGACAGUCGCACUGAACGAUGUCUGCGUCAUUCGUGAGCUGCUUAGCCCCGAGGUUGUGCCGGACCUGGGCAACACCACCUUGGUCUUGAAGCAACUCGCCCGUUUCCACUGGGCUAGAAAGAACUCGUCCUCUGUCAUCAACAUCCUCGCGCAGGCCCUCUAUUCCCUGUUCGCCGCUGACGAUGUAAACCUCCGCGCCCUUCAGCGAGGCUGCUUCCGCUACUUCCAGAUCGGUGCCGUCGAUGGACCCGUCGGUCUACUCGCCGGCCUCAUCAAACAACCUCUAGUCCUCUUCUCCCACUUCUUCACUGUCGCCUUCCUCUCCAUCUGGGUUCUCUUCCGCGACACACCUCUGACCCAACUCAUCCUAUUCCCCUUCCGAUCCAUCAUGGUCUUCUGGACCGCCUGCGUUGUGAUUUUCCCAUACAUCUUCGCCGAGCUCCGGUCCUGA
Messenger RNA from Penicillium cosmopolitanum, 1359 nucleotides. RefSeq names its product squalene monooxygenase erg1 (gene erg1). The transcript is spliced from 3 exons. The record is from RefSeq and is a predicted model, not a curated record. Bases 1 to 1359 code for a protein of 452 amino acids. Gene Ontology annotation, cellular component: membrane; endoplasmic reticulum. Gene Ontology annotation, molecular function: squalene monooxygenase activity; FAD binding. Lineage: Eukaryota; Fungi; Ascomycota; Eurotiomycetes; Eurotiales; Aspergillaceae. Gene Ontology annotation, biological process: ergosterol biosynthetic process.